UGGGGCCUGAUUGCGGAGCAACACAAGUGCCACAGCUCACCAACUCUCCCGCCAAAUCCUCUUCACCCAAACCAGCAACAUCUUCUAUAUACCUCGGCGCUCCAAGAAUCCUCGCAACUUGCGAUCGAGUACGUCCACGGCCGGCCAUGGCGUUCCCCUCCCUCGCCGGCUUCCUCGCGCGCCGCCCGCUGCUGCUCUACGCCGCCACGUGGACGGCCGUCGCCACCAUGGCCGUGGCCGUGGCCGCGUUCGCGCCGGAGCUCGCGUUCGUCUGGGCGGUGACCCCCGGCGCGCCGCUCUCCAGGGCGUGCCCGGGUGGCGGCGAUGGGAUCAGCGUCGGCCUGCCGCUCGACGGGCCGCCGUGGGACGUCGUAUGCGUGCCCGUCGGCAUGUUCGGCCGGGCCGCGCCGGACAUCGUCGUCCCACUCGCGUUCGCCGUCGUGGUGGUGGCUGGCGCUGUCUGGUUCACGACGGCCGUUGGGGUGUGGGAGGAUGACGAUGACAACGACGAGGCACCAGCUGCUACUGUAGAACAAGUGUAGGCUGUGAUGCUGGAUCAG
Messenger RNA from Phragmites australis (common reed), 560 nucleotides. RefSeq lists its product as uncharacterized. The coding region runs from base 147 to 542 and encodes 131 amino acids. Lineage: Eukaryota; Viridiplantae; Streptophyta; Magnoliopsida; Poales; Poaceae. The transcript has a single exon. The record is from RefSeq and is a predicted model, not a curated record.